This is a messenger RNA of Siniperca chuatsi (mandarin fish), 2681 nucleotides long. Its product is annotated as metalloproteinase inhibitor 4-like. Gene Ontology annotation, biological process: negative regulation of endopeptidase activity; negative regulation of membrane protein ectodomain proteolysis. The record is from RefSeq and is a predicted model, not a curated record. Gene Ontology annotation, cellular component: extracellular matrix. The coding region runs from base 304 to 978 and encodes 224 amino acids. The transcript is spliced from 6 exons. Gene Ontology annotation, molecular function: metalloendopeptidase inhibitor activity; protease binding. NCBI's taxonomy places the organism in Eukaryota, Metazoa, Chordata, Actinopteri, Centrarchiformes, Sinipercidae.
GGUACAAGAGGAGGCAAAGGAUGGUAGUUUUUUUUCUGCGUUUGAGGAGGCUGUCCCUAAAUUGUUGAGUACAUAAGAGGCUCCCUGUGUGCGACCCUCUCAGCAUUCAAGACCAGAGUGUGAGGGGAUCCAACUAUUCUGCCUUUCAGCUCAGCAGAGCUCAUCUUACUACUUCAACUCUACUGUCUUAAUCAUCCCCCUGUUGCUGACUGCCGGCCUGAUUCCCGCGGAACUUAACAGGAUCAGAAGAGGCUGCUGAGUGUUUAUCGAGUGGUGGAGCAGUCAGAGGCAGCCAGAGUCAUCAUGGCCAUGUCCCAGGAGCGGAGUGCGUGUCUGGGGCUCUGGGUGCUCCUUUUGCUUGGUGCAGGCAUGGAGGAAGUUGUGGAGGGAUGUAGCUGCCACCCAGCACACCCACAGCAGCUGUUCUGCAGCGCUGAGAUCGUGAUAAGGGCAAAGAUCUCUGGAGAGAAGAUUGUGUCGCCUAGCAACAGCUCCUCACCUUACAUGAAGAUGAUCCAAUACGAAAUCAAAAUGAUCAAGAUGUUCAAAGGUUUUGACAAGGCCAAGGAUAUCCAGUAUGUGUAUACUCCAGUCUUCUCCUCACUGUGUGGAGUCAAACUGGACUCCAACAAUAAAGCAGGGUAUCUGCUCUCAGGAAGUAUGUGGAGUGAUGGGAGAAUUUCUAUUGGCCAGUGUGACCUAGUAGAGUCCUGGGACAACUUAUCACUGUCACAAAAGAAGAAUCUCAACUACAGAUACCAGAUGGGCUGUGAAUGCAGAAUCAACACCUGUUACACAGUGCCGUGUGCGUCUACAGGAGAAAACGAGUGCUUGUGGACUGACUGGCUGCUGGAUAACAGCCUAAAUGGGGAGCAGGCACGGCAGUACGCCUGUAUCCGCCGCUCUGACACAACCUGUAGCUGGUACCGGGGUGGACCUCCACCUGAGAAAGACUUCCUAGACAUUACUGACCCUUGACCUGUAAUUCAGACAUUCAUUUUACUCCAUUUCACUCCUGCAAAGUCCCAAGAAACAUUUCCUGCUUUUGCUUAUGUAGCUCAAAUUUGGUGUGCAAAGUAGCAACUGAUUUCAUUGAUAAAUCUUUUACAUUUGAAGGAGCUUAACCCAACUUUGAGCUUCUGUUAGCAGAGUUCAGAUGGUUGCUACAGCAAUGCUAGGGAUCAUUUUUAUAAACUGCAGGGGCUUUCAGCAUUCCUCUGAGUCAUUUUCUCACUCUCACAAAUUCCACUUCACUUGCUGUUUUCCACAGAAUAAGAAUAGCAGCAGACCAUCCACAGCGAAUUAUUCACCCCAGAGUGAAUCUUUUCUUCAUUUCUGAUGGCCUGAUGGUAAAUACAUAACCUUGACAAAUACUGCAGACCUCAUAUUUGUUUAUGCACAACUUACAAUAGGUUAUGUAGUAAUUUAGGUUAUGCAUUUACUGAAAGAAGUAUAAGGAAGUUGGACAUCCACUGUAAAGCAACAGGAGGAAAACAGUAGAAAAAAGCUGCCAACUUCAUUCACAAUCAACAUUGCAUUGCAAAGUGUACUUUACAUACAGUAAACAAAUCGUCUGUACACUAAAUUCUUGCAGGUAGACUGCAGCACUGCCACCUUUCCCCCCACACAUUCUGGUGUUGAAUUUUUACCUUUAUAUAUUAUCGAAUAACUGUCCCAUGCAAAUGAAAAUGUGCUGUAUAUAUGUCGAACAAAGCAACACCAGACAUUCCCCAUUUAAUUAUAUUUUGACAAAAUCUGACACAUCAAUUAUAUAUGACCAUAAUUCUUGUACCUCUAAAUCAUCACAGUUUAUACUCUCAAAUUGCUGCAAAUGUAAAUAUUGUACUUCAUUGAGAAUUAACAUUUUAAAGGCUAACCAGAUCUUGUCUUAUAGCAUAGAUGUUGCUAUCUUGUGGUUUUGUGUGUUUAGUUUCCUUGGUUGAACUCUGUACUAUUUUCUGUGCCAAAAAUCUAAUCCAGCGCUUUAACAACAGCACUGCCACCUGUAGACGCCAAGCCACCUCUCCUUAGAGGAAACGAUGUAACAGGACACGGUUCAAUUCACUUUUUUUUUUAACUCCUUAAAAACAAGAAGUAGAUUCUUCUCAACGCUCAAGUUCAAGAAAAAAAUCUUUGGCACAAGACCUUAACCAACAAAAAGAGAAAUAACUGAUAUUCAUGAAUGAGCUAUAAUUAGUGAUUUAAUUAUUAUUUUAUAGGCAUUAUUUAAUAUAAUGAUUCAACAUUUAUUAAAAGACCCAAAUAUGAAUUGACCCCUGUCUUGUUACUGAACUACUUCACUGAAGUUAUACAGAUUAUAAUGCGUUAUCACUUGCUAUCUUCAUGCAUGAGCCUCUAUUUAAAGAUCAUAUUAGGGUUAUUUUCAACAACAAAAUAUUUAAAUUUAAUCUGCACAAUGCAGUAAUUUGAUAUGUUUUAAUAGUAUUUUGAAAUAUGUUAAUAAUUAAAUUUCGACUUUCAUGAUAUAAUCAUGAUAUGAUAAUAAUGCAUAAUAACUGUAUGGCUUUAGUGAAGCGUUAUCAAACUAUUUCACGUUUGUUUUAUACUGAAAUAAUUGUUUGGGUUUGUAUUUAUGUCUCUGUGUUUCUGUCUAAAUAGAGUUUUCUAUUUCCAUGUACCAAAAAAGAUUGUAUAUAAAAUGUCUCAAUGGUAUAGCGUGA